Alternaria burnsii is the source of this 648-nucleotide messenger RNA. RefSeq lists its product as uncharacterized. NCBI's taxonomy places the organism in Eukaryota, Fungi, Ascomycota, Dothideomycetes, Pleosporales, Pleosporaceae. The record is from RefSeq and is a predicted model, not a curated record. The annotation marks the transcript as partial. The transcript has a single exon.
CUCUGUCCGGCGUUUACAGGCGGCUCCUCUUCUGCAUCUUUAGUCGCCUCAGCAUUCUUGGCCUUCUCCUUGUCCUUUUUCUUCUUCUUUUUAGCCUUGUUCUUGUCGGCGUCGUCCUUUGCAGCCUUUUCCGCGUCCUUGUCGGCAUUCUUCGCCUUCUUCUUCUUCUUCUUCUUCUUCUUCUUCUUCUUCUUCUUCUUCUUCUUCUUCUUUUCAGUCUUGUCCUUGUCGGCAUCGUCCUUGUCGGCGUUAUCCUUGGUAGCCUUUUCCUUCGCAGCCUUUUUCUUCGCAGCCUCGUCUUCUCGGGGACAAAUCUUCCCGAAUCCAGGCCUCUACGGAAGCUUGUUAGCGCACGAGGUACCCAAAGAGGAGUCCGUCGACAAGCUAGUGUCUCGUAUCAUGGCCCCACCUCACGACCUGUACAGUGCCGACGGCAAGACAGUCACACUGACUAAAACCUGGGUGGUUGGUCUCAUGGGCAAAGACCGCUUCGAAGACUCGGGCCCACUUCUUUACCACGUCCUUUGUCACGGUGCCGAGCUCCGCGACUAUGGUCUCGAAUACGGCUUGUCUGAAAAGGUCUUGAGCUGGUUGAUCAGCACCGAGGACACUGUGGAGUUGCCUAUUGGUCAUUUCAGUUACGUCUAA